This is a messenger RNA of Solenopsis invicta (red fire ant), 1494 nucleotides long. RefSeq lists its product as uncharacterized. The transcript is spliced from 2 exons. Lineage: Eukaryota; Metazoa; Arthropoda; Insecta; Hymenoptera; Formicidae. The record is from RefSeq and is a predicted model, not a curated record. The coding region runs from base 585 to 974 and encodes 129 amino acids.
UUUCCUCUUCAAUUUAUUUUCUCUUUUUUUACAAAGAGAAUAAAUUGUAAAAUUUGUAAUUAGUAUAACGUAUUAUAGAAAUAAUUAUUUAUGAAUUUAUCAUUUAAAGGUGUAACAUUUCGAUAUUGUAAUAAUUGAGAAUUUGCAUUUUAUCAUAUGAAUUUUUCUCCCUUAAAUCCGCAAUUUUACCGCAACACGACUCUAAUCGCGUUUUCUUAACUUCGCGAAGCUUAGAUCUCAUUUUUCGCCGCACGUGAGGUUCGCAGAACCUCCCAGACCGGGCACGGUCGUUACGAAGCGUGUAACACGACGGAGUGGUUAAUAGAGCGAAACUAGGGCGGGAUAAUUAACGUCGCACCAAAAGUUCGCGCGUUCGCAAAUUGGGCGGAGCAGGGGGCCAAUCGGGGAAAAUCGGCGGCGACGCAUCCGCGACGUGUUCAGCGUCGCGCGGCGCGACUCGAUCGACUGACAACGUUCACCAAGCCGGCGUUUCAUAAACGCAUUUAUUAUGACUCCCAGAGCGAGUAAUUUCGCCCCCGGUGCGGGGCCCCCACCACGUAUAAACAAUUUCUCGGCCCGCCUCGAUGAGCCAGAGUUUUAUGCGCUAUCGGUCACGAUACCGAUUCCGCCUGAUUCCGCCCGGCGAGACGCACGCGAGUUAUCCAGCCAGAAAGAGAAACUCGAUGCAGAGAGCGCCGGCAUUGUGUACCAAAUUGAAAAAUGUCUUAAUUGAAUUUCAGCUUCGCAUGUGCGUGUUCAGUAUAUCGCGAAGGUUAAUGUCACGAUCGACGACGCGUAGAUUUUUGCGGCACAAUAACUCUCGUGGCACGAAUGUCACUCAGCGAAUCGAUACAGAACAGUCUCCGAGCGGCCGUAUACAGGAAAUAAUUCAGGGGCUAUUUCGGGAUAAGGAAUUGCCUAAAGCCGCGGUGCCGAGCAACCAACCAUCCGCGCGCUGGUCGAAGGUGAACUGACGCCGCGGCCGAUUUGUAUCGCCGAUUGCAGCGCGGACGAUAAUGAGAAGCGUUAACGGCACCUCGUUAACGAUUAGACAGUACUAUGCGAAUUUUCACGACUGAUUUUCCCAACUUGAUAAGUAUAAGGAAAUGAAAGAUCAAAGGAAUACGUUUACCGAUCCUCGUCGAAUUUGAAAUAAAUUUUUCUACGGCGAGAAUUAAUCUGGCGUAUAAUUGUAUAUAUACGGAAAUUAAAUGUCUUGCGAGGAAGUUACAGUAUUAAAAAUCAACAGCAGAAUUUAAUGUAAUGUAACGGAGAAGCAAAUUUCAAGCAGGUACAUUAAAAACAUUUAAUAUACAUUUAAUGUGAAUUUAAUGUUGCCAAGAGUGCAUUAAAUUUCAUGCGCAUGCCUCUCAAUUAUAAGUAAAUACAUUUAAUUUAAUGUGUAGCUUAAAAAUACAUCGAAUUUCAUGACAUUUUUAGCAGUGCAGAGAAUCAUCCAUCGAAUAUAAAAUUAAUAUAAAUUCGCAAAAAUCA